CGCGAGCGCGACCAGUGACCAUGGCGGCGGUGGCGGCGCAGGGCAGGUGGGGCGCGCGGCGGCUGCGGCUCCUCCUCUCCACGCUGAAGCCCGGGAGCCACGUUCCCCUGGCCGAGCCCGUGGCUGCGUUCAGGCUUUGAGAUACGGCAGCAGCAAGAAAACUGGAUCCGUCUCUGACCCACAGUCUUAAAAGUGGGUGCCGUCGGUCUCGAGGGAGAGAACGCAGGACAUGUGGUUGGAGCGGCGUGAAGCUUGCUUUACUUUAUUUCCUGCGUACCUGCCUGCACACCCGCACGCGCGCGCACAGACACUCCCCCCGCCAGCUGGUGCUGGGUCAGUUCCACUCAUGACUAGGAAGAUACCUGCCUUCAGAACUUCACCUGUUGGGAAGCUUCUCAUUUGGAAGGAGAAAGGAAAGAUCUGACCCGCUUUAACGAUUUUCAGAACUGUUUUGAUACAGAUGGAAAAAUAUGUCAAUGUCUGCAGCUCUCUCGUCUGUGACCUCCGCCAAAGUGGCUGUGAACGGCGUCCACCUGCACUGUCUGCGGACUGGAGGCGGAGAGCACGCGGUCCUGCUGCUUCCGGGAAUGUUGGGAAGUGGAGAGACUGAUUUUGGACCUCAGAUUGAGAACCUGAAUAAGAAGCUCUUCACGGUGGUCGCCUGGGAUCCCCGAGGGUAUGGACAUUCCAGACCCCCAGAUCGAGACUUCCCAGUAGAAUUUUUUGAAAGGGAUGCAAAAGAUGCUGUUGAUUUGAUGAAGAUGCUGAAGUUUAAGAAGGUCUCUUUGCUGGGGUGGAGUGAUGGUGGGAUAACAGCCCUCAUUGCAGCUGCAAGAUACCCGUCCUACAUCAACAAGAUGGUGAUCUGGGGGGCCAACGCCUACGUGACCGACCAGGACGAGGAGAUUUAUCAGGGUAUCCGAGACGUGUCUAAAUGGAGUGAGAGAACAAGAAAGCCUCUGGAAGCCCUCUAUGGGUUCGACUACUUUGCCAGAACCUGUGAAAAGUGGGUGGAUGGCAUAAAGCAGUUUAAGCAUCUUCCAGAUGGUAACAUCUGUCGGCACCUGCUGCCCCUGGUUCGGUGCCCCACGCUAAUCGUGCACGGUGAGAAGGAUCCUCUGGUCCCGAGCUUCCAUGCCGACUUCAUACACAAACACGUGAAGGGGUCACGGUUGCAUCUGAUGCCAGAAGGCAAGCACAACCUGCAUUUACGUUUUGCAGAUGAAUUCAACAAGUUAGCGGAAGACUUCCUACAGUGGCGGUGUCCCCGAGGACACGGGACCUGUGAAUCCUGAGCCUGGGGCUUGAGCCUGGUGCUGCCUUUGAAACCCGCCUGCGGGUCACCCCCCAGUUCACCUGCCUUCCCAGGCUCCCCGUGCCUCCUCACAAACUGCUCCUAAUCCAACAGCAAUAAUGACAUAUUAUAAGCAUCCUCUAGCUUCCAUAGCUACAAAAAUUAAACCUGAUUUUUCAAUGUUGUUGUGAAUUUCUACCAUUGUCUUAAAAAAUAAAUUGCUAUCAUGAUUUA
Messenger RNA from Balaenoptera musculus (blue whale), 1528 nucleotides. It is a transcript of the gene BPHL, whose product is annotated as biphenyl hydrolase like. The record is from RefSeq and is a predicted model, not a curated record. Lineage: Eukaryota; Metazoa; Chordata; Mammalia; Artiodactyla; Balaenopteridae. The transcript has 8 exons. The coding region runs from base 471 to 1295 and encodes 274 amino acids.